AGUUCCACCGAAAAUCAAAUUGCAAACAGCCGUUCGCCGAUUUGCUUGCCCGCCACAUCAGAAUCAGAAUCACUCCUUCCUUCCCCGAAAUAAUCGAAGCUUCCGUUCACAUUCGCAUCUCUCCUGUUUCCCAUCGCUUGCCAGGUUUCUUAUAAGAAAGGCGUCGGAGCCAAAGCCGUCAUCUUUCUCUCCAGGGAGGAGGACGGGUAUCUGUUUCUCGUUCAUAUUCUUUCAUACCUGUUCUCCUUCGAACCCAUCAUCCACUUCUUGGUUGUUUUCUUUUCAUUCCUUGACUUUGAUUCUCCCUCUCUUCUUCCAUUGUCGUCAUGGUUGGAUUCAAUUAUCAGCGUACGCGGAUUGCCUGUAGUUCAAUGCGUGCGUGCAAUCUGUAAUUUGAAGGGGAUUUUCUCACCUCGCCUUUCUUGCCCAUUAUUUUCUUGCAUUUAUACGCUAGGGAUCAUUCUCACACCUGCGUUGAUCGCAUCGACGUAGAAUGGAAGUACUGUGGUUCUGACCCCAAGUCUUGGUAUUCUUCAAUCUUGAAAGUGCGACGACCGAAGAGAUCAGUCUAUUAUUUUUGCGACAGACUCGUCAGAUCUGUUGAUGUAUCCAAUCGUUGCUGAAAAGGAUCGGCUUGUGAACAUACCCAAUUCAUACCUGGGUGUCCUCAGGCCAUUGGAUUUGCCCAUUGAACAAAUAGACUUCUCAUUCUGUUUUUCAAUACAAAGGUGGAAUAAGGAGUUUUCCGAGCUGCAGAGUGGAUAAAUAAAGCUCGACAAAUUUGUAACAUUUCUCGAUUUGGAAGAGUCGUUAAGAAUGGAUUCGUCACAAGAGCCUGCGCUAUCCGCUAAUGUUGCUGGUUUAGUGGAUAAUGCGUCGCUCAAGGGGAAGAAUUCCAACCUCGAUGGCAUGCCUGUGUACGUCAAGGAGUUAAUUGCCGGUGGAUUUGCCGGUGCACUUUCUAGGACUGCUGUUGCGCCCCUGGAGCGGGUCAAAAUACUUUGGCAGACAAGGACACCAGGAUUUCACUCCCUUGGUGUUUAUCAAUCUUUAAGCAAGUUAAUGAAGAAUGAAGGUUUGCCAGGAUUAUACAAAGGAAAUGGAGCGAGUGUUGUCCGGGUUAUUCCUUAUGCUGCCUUGCAUUUUAUGACAUAUGAGCGGUACAAGUGUUGGAUCUUGCAGAAUUGGCCAGUGUUAGGAUCAGGUCCUGUCAUUGAUCUUUUAGCUGGAUCCGCAGCUGGAGGCACUUCAACUUUAUGUACAUAUCCUCUGGACCUUGCCCGUACAAAACUUGCUUAUCAGGUGGGAGACACAAGAGGAAGUGCAAAAGAUGUUCCUUCUCGACCUGCCCAUAAUGGAAUUAAAGGUGUUCUUACAAGUGCCUACAAGGACGGGGGAGUUCGGGGACUUUAUAGAGGUGUAGGACCAACCCUUGCUGGAAUUCUUCCAUAUGCUGGUUUGAAGUUCUACAUGUAUGAGAAAUUGAAGAUGCACGUUCCUGAAGAACAUAAAAAGUCCAUUUUGAUGCGACUCACUUGUGGAGCUCUGGCGGGCUUGUUUGGACAGACUUUAACAUACCCUUUAGAUGUUGUUAAGAGACAGAUGCAGGUUGGCAGCCUGCAGAAUUCAGCUCAUGGUGAUGUCAGAUACAGGAAUACAUUAGAGGGACUUAGGAUUAUUGUUGCUAAUCAAGGAUGGAGGCAGCUGUUUGCAGGCGUAAGCAUAAACUACAUUAGGAUUGUUCCAUCAGCGGCAAUUGGUUUCACGACAUAUGACAUGAUGAAGGCUUGGCUUGGCGUAGCACCCCAAGAGAAGAAGUCGUCUUUAUCAGUUUCCGCUUCAUAAUUGUCCACUGCUCACUGCGUCACUGAUAAUUAGUCUUUUUUUUUUUUUAAAGGCCACAACUACGUAUCCAUUAACAAUAGUUACAGACACUGAUCACUGGUUCCAUUAUUGCCUCAGAUGUGAAGCCAAAAUUACACAUUUUUAUUGUAUUUAGGGUGAUUCCUGUUAUAAGAUUUUCUAACUUCAAUGUUAACGUCCAUGUGGUAGUCCAUGUUGGUCUAUAUUUAUUUGAAAAAUUAAGUUAUGGAGACCACGGUGAGUUUUGGGGUC
Molecule: messenger RNA, 2115 nt
Organism: Neltuma alba
Lineage: Eukaryota; Viridiplantae; Streptophyta; Magnoliopsida; Fabales; Fabaceae
Product: mitochondrial carrier protein CoAc1
Exons: 7
Coding region: 817-1845 (342 amino acids)
Biological process (GO): transmembrane transport
Source: RefSeq, a predicted model, not a curated record